GUAGGGAGCGGGGCCUAGGGAGGGGUUCUGUCCGCUGCCGGCCUGCGCGUACUGCGCUUGCGCGGGCCGAGGGCGGUGGCUCGGGCUCCUGGUAAGCGCUGUCUGCCCCUCCGCACCGGCGGUGUGGACGCAGAACUCAGCGGAGAAAGGCGGCUGAGAAAUGGAGGGGAAAAUGAAACAUUAAAAGCGGCAGCUAUGCGGCAGAUCCUAAGAGAACCAUGGCAACAUCAGAUGACUGCCCCAGAAGUGAAUUGCAGGAGGGAGAGGGUCUCAUGGAAUGUGGUGGCCAGGAGCAUCUCCAGGAGAGUGCGCACCCGGAAGAGUUUGUGGCCAUUGCAGACUAUUCUGCCACUGACCAGACGCAGCUCAGCUUUUUGAGAGGGGAGAAAAUUCUCGUCCUGAGACAGACAACUGCUGACUGGUGGUGGGGCGAGCGCGCAGGCUGCUGCGGGUACAUACCUGCAAACCACCUUGGGAAGCAUUUGGAGGAGUGUGAUCCUGAAGACACGUGGCAGGAUGAAGAGUACUUCGGCAGCUAUGGAACCCUGAAACUUCACUUGGAAAUGUUGGCAGACCAGCCACGAACAACUAAAUACCACAAUGUUAUCCUGCAGAAUAAAGAAUCCCUGAAAGAUAAAGUGAUUCUGGAUGUCGGCUGUGGGACUGGGAUCAUCAGCCUCUUCUGUGCACAUCAUGCGCAGCCCAAAGCAGUGUAUGCAGUGGAGGCCAGUGAGAUGGCCCAGCACACAGGGCAACUGGUCAUGCAGAAUGGCUUCGCCGACAUCAUCACUGUGUUCCAGCAGAAGGUGGAGGAUGUGGUGUUGCCGGAGAAGGUGGAUGUGCUGGUAUCCGAGUGGAUGGGGACCUGCUUGCUGUUUGAGUUCAUGAUUGAGUCGAUCCUGUACGCCCGGGACGUGUGGCUGAAGGAGGACGGGGUCAUCUGGCCGACCACGGCCGCGCUGCACCUGGUGCCCUGCAGCGCCGACAGAGACUACCGCAGCAAGGUCCUCUUCUGGGACAACGCCUACGAGUUCAACCUCAGUGCUCUCAAAUCUUUAGCAAUUAAGGAGUUUUUUUCGAAGCCCAAGUAUAACCACAUUUUGAAACCAGAAGACUGUCUCUCUGAACCAUGCACAAUAUUACAGUUGGACAUGAGAACUGUGCAGAUUGCGGACCUAGAGACAAUGAAAGGCGAGCUGCACUUUGAGAUCAGGAAAGCUGGCACGCUGCAUGGAUUUACAGCCUGGUUCAGUGUUCGGUUUCAGAGCUUGGAGGAGGACGAGCCACAGCUGGUGCUGAGCACAGGCCCGUUCCACCCCACCACCCACUGGAAGCAGGUGCUGUUUAUGAUGGAUGAGCCCGUUUCUGUCCUCAUGGGAGAUGUGGUCACUGGCUCAGUUGUGUUGCAGAGAAACCCCGUGUGGAGGAGGCACAUGUCCGUGGCGCUGAGCUGGUCCGUCACUUCCACACAGGACCCCACAUCACAGAAAGUUGGAGAAAAAGUCUUUCCCAUCUGGAGAUGACAGUUGAAGUUCUGUGGGAAGCAGCGUGCAGAUAGUGCAGGAAUGAGCCUGAGUGAAUGAAGAUGUCCUUGGAUGUGAGCACAUGUUCUUGCGAAAGCCGUGAGCUCUCUCGGCCUGACAGGGGUACCCCCCGGAGCUGUGGGCUCAGUCUGUCCGUGGGGUCCUUCACAGACGGCUGUGCUUGGGCUCGGCGGGACUCCCUCACCACUGUCACUGCCCGUGUCUGUCCUCUAGAAGUAGGCUGUGUUUCCAGGUGUCCACAGUGCUGGCUUGUGGGUAAGUUGGUGGCACAGUGUCCCUAAGCUAGGUCUAGUUCACAACUCGUAGGACACACACACACAUCAACCUUGUACGCCUGUGAAAGUGUUCACGCAUCAUGUGUUCAUGGUGUCUUUGCUGCCCUGGUUCCUCCCUCACCAUGCGGAAUGUGGGACUGCACAAAGCCGUGCAGGACCUGCCGGUGGCCAUGCAUGUGACGGGACUCUGCAUGGAUAGUACAGUUGUAGAGAUGUCUUCCAAAUAAAUUAUGUGUUGGCACAUAGCACGUGCUCAAUAAAUAUUUUUAAAUAAA
This is a messenger RNA of Prionailurus viverrinus (fishing cat), 2094 nucleotides long. RefSeq names its product protein arginine methyltransferase 2 (gene PRMT2). Gene Ontology annotation, molecular function: protein-arginine N-methyltransferase activity; protein binding. The transcript has 11 exons. Lineage: Eukaryota; Metazoa; Chordata; Mammalia; Carnivora; Felidae. Gene Ontology annotation, biological process: peptidyl-arginine methylation. Gene Ontology annotation, cellular component: nucleus. The coding region runs from base 219 to 1523 and encodes 434 amino acids. The record is from RefSeq and is a predicted model, not a curated record.